This is a messenger RNA of Chilo suppressalis (striped riceborer), 2451 nucleotides long. NCBI's taxonomy places the organism in Eukaryota, Metazoa, Arthropoda, Insecta, Lepidoptera, Crambidae. The record is from the annotation of a GenBank genome assembly.
AUUGCCAGCUGAUAAGUUUUACGUUCCUUAUCCCGUUUUAUUAUGAAAAGUAGUGAUUACUGUCCAUAAUUCUCAAUAAUGCAAAAGUGUAUUAGCUGUCCUCUGAUAAAGUUAGCUCUUCAUGAUUAAGUCGCUGAACCGAUUUAGAUUAAAUUUGAUAUAGAGAUAGUAUGAAUCCCCGGAGAGGACAUAGUUAUAUUAAUUCUGACGUGAUUCUCUCAACUUAAAACUAAAUUUAACAUCAGUCUCUCCAUUUCAUUCUGUGUAGAGAAUGCCAGGGGUACGCUGUUGUUAAAUUUAGUUUUAAUUAUAGAAAAUCAUUCCAGAAUAGACACCAUUAAUAGGUAUUAUAGGUUAAAUUAUGUCUCAGGAAUAAUUCAGUAAGGAAGUGAAGAGAGGGCUUGACUUAAAUUUUCUAUGGGCAACUAAUUAAAUUAUGCAGACGAACUCUCGAGCACCUGCUAGUUAGUUAUGAUUCUUGAUAGUAGUAAAUAUUUUCAAUGUAGUAUUAGUAUCUACUAUAUGAUAGUUGCUUGCGAAAACAAUAAGAAUAGGUAUUCAGUUAUUAGAAAAAUAGUAUGAGAGAUGUAACGAAACGUAAUAAUAUGGCGGGAAGAAUUAAAAACUUAUCUAAUGUUUUACAGUUUCAUAUUUUUUUAAAAAGGUUGUUUAUUUUAAGUAGCUUAGUUAAUUACUAUUUCAUAGACAUCAUUCUAAUAAUCACACGUAGUUAGUGUGACAGAUAGACACUUUGGUUCUGUUAAAGUUACGUUACCACCACGUUACCAUGGUAUUAUGAAGAGAAACAUUACCGAGGUUGUCCUCUUUUUUUUAGGAAGCUUCAUGGAUAAAAAUUAAUUGUUAUUUAGAAUAAAUAAUAAGCAACAUGAUAGACUGCCCACCGGGAUCUCGCAGUUGGCUGCUCCACGCGCGGUAUGUGCGCGGAGAACACACAGAUUGCUUGGAGUUAGCUGAUGAUCUGCAACGCGCCACUCAGAACAACCACAAAUAUGCGUAUUUCGUUAAGGGUUUAGUACUCAUGGAUGCAGGAAAGUACCAGGAGGCGUUGGAGCGAUUCCACAGCUGCAUCAGACUACAACCGCAAGACCCUGAACCUUUGAAGCAAGUUGCCAAGUGCCUGUUCCACCAAAAUCGCUACCAGUUAUCAUUGGAAGCUUACCUGGAAGCUGAUAAAUUGAGUAAACACCCGGACCCUGAAAUAUAUUGCGCUUUAGCGGAGUGUGCAUGCCAGCUCGGCGACUUGGCGCGGGGGGCGGAGUGGGCGCGCGCGGGGGUGCAGGCGGGGGGCGGGGAGCGCGCCGCCUCGCUGCAGGCGCGGCUGCUGCUGGCCGCGGGGGACAUCGGCGCGGCACUCGCGGCCUACGAUCAGGCACUCGCUAGCGACGCGUGCGGAGCAGACACUUUAGCAGCCGCUGGGGCAUUAAGACUAAGGGCUGGCGAUCCUCGACGCGCCUUCCAGCUACUAGGGGCUGCAUUAGCCCAGCAACCUACCCAGCACGCGGCAGCCCUAGCGCUGGCUGCUAUGAUGAUGCAGCACCGCGAUCUAGACGCAGCCCUGGCCAGACUGAAAGCGGCUUUAACUGCCCAUCCUACUUGUGUGGCUGCUCAUGCUAACUUGGGGUUAGCGCUGAUGGCUAAGAAGAAGUAUGUUGCGGCAUUAACUUGCCUCCAGCGGGCAGCCAGUGCAGCCCCUUUAAGCUGGAGGGCGGCACAUGACUUGGGGCUAGCGUUACUGGUGUGCCGCCGCCCAGCCUCCGCCUUCUGUCGACUGGCGGCAGCUGCGGCGCUGCAUCCCUCACAACCAUACACGGUCUUGCUCAUCGGUGUAGUGUUAGAGCGGUUGGGCGAUAAUCGCGCAGAUUCCGCGUACACUCGAGCCGCAGCCUUAGCCCCUGGAGACGCCUUGAUCAGGCUCAACCUGGCUGGUAGGCACGCUAGAGCUGAUCGACUAAUGGAAGCUGUAGAAGAAGCUGCUGCUACAGCCACCCUGCUGCAGAAAGAAGAAAAGCCAGACCCUCAUUUGGCGAGCAUGUUGGCCACUUUACUGGCCCAACUUCGUGCCGCGGGAGUGGAGUUAUCCCGAUUACCAACCGACAUACCGGCGGCUGACGUAGCUCUCGUUGAUACUGCAGCCACACCUGAAGAAGACAUGGCAGCCGAUGAGGUUUAGAAAGAGGAACGCUCUGCUAAACUAAUCGUUUUACCGCCCAUCGUGAUCGGCUACGAGGACAUCGACUUCAGAAAUUACGACUACGAUGACGCAACGAAAAAACCAAAGAAAAAACCGAAGAAAGAAAAAACGAAAGACGGAGAAAUGAACUUAUUAGAAUAGCAUCCUAGAAACAUAAAUAUAAAUAAGCUAACCAAACAUCAGUUCAUUGUUUUAGUUUCCAAACAUAGUACCACAUAUAACUAACAUAUUGUACCUAG